AUGCCUCGCCAGCGCCGCCCUAUUGAAGACCAGAAAGAGUCGGCAGACAGUCAGCUUGCAGGACUCACUUCGAUCAUCGGGGAGGAGCCUCCUAAACUUGUAAAGCGACUUCUACAUUGGGAUGAUCUACCUCAUUGGCAACGAGACAACCAUCACAUCCAUACUGGAUAUCGGCCCGCCUCGUCCUCUUUUUUGAGUUCACUCCAAUCACUGGGUUACCUUCACAAUGAAACGGUCAACAUCUACACCCACCUAUUGCCAGCGGUAAUUGCUGCUCCGGCAGCAUACGGACUCUACCAUUUGCUUGCUCCGCGGUACCGGAAUGCAGCCGAUUCCGAUAUCCUCGCUUUUUCCUGUUUCUUCACCGGGGCUGCAUUCUGCCUUGGCAUGUCGGCCACCUAUCACACUAUAUCGAAUCAUUCUCCUGUGGUUGCACGCAUUGGAAAUGCGCUAGACUACAUUGGGAUUGUGGGACUCAUUGUGGGAAGCUUUGUUCCCAGUGUCUUCUACGGCUUUUACUGUGUCCCCGACCUCCAACACAGGUAUUGGGCCAUGAUCUGUACUAUUGGAAUGGGCUGUGUUGUCGUCUCCGUUCUUCCCCGGUUCCGCACACCCACCUGGCGUCCCUUUCGCGCUGCCAUGUUUGUUGGGAUGGGCUUGUCUGCCGUUUUCCCUGUCGUCCAUGGUGUUAUCCUAUUCGGUUUUGAUCGCAUGCGACAGCAGAUUGGACUUAGUUGGCUUCUCCUCCAGGGCUUUUUGUAUAUCCUUGGAGCAGGGAUCUAUGCGGCUCGAGUACCCGAGCGUCUCAUGCCCGGGAGAUUCGACAUCGUGGGGAGUUCGCAUCAGAUCUUUCACGUGCUGGUUGUCUGCGCAGCGGUUGCUCACUUGACAGGGCUGUUGAAGGCAUUCGAUUAUCGGCACAGCGGGGCUGCCGAGACCUGUCAGAUUCCACGCGGCUGA
Penicillium soppii is the source of this 960-nucleotide messenger RNA. Its product is annotated as hemolysin III family protein. The coding region runs from base 1 to 960 and encodes 319 amino acids. Lineage: Eukaryota; Fungi; Ascomycota; Eurotiomycetes; Eurotiales; Aspergillaceae. Gene Ontology annotation, cellular component: membrane. The record is from RefSeq and is a predicted model, not a curated record. The transcript has a single exon. Gene Ontology annotation, molecular function: signaling receptor activity.